Molecule: messenger RNA, 1664 nt
Organism: Chlamydomonas reinhardtii
Lineage: Eukaryota; Viridiplantae; Chlorophyta; Chlorophyceae; Chlamydomonadales; Chlamydomonadaceae
Exons: 6
Coding region: 254-916 (220 amino acids)
Biological process (GO): vesicle-mediated transport
Cellular component (GO): membrane
Source: RefSeq, a predicted model, not a curated record
AAACUCACCCAAUACAGCUCUGCUCACACACAUUGCUACUCCAUACACUUUGACGCUUCGCCUCUUGAACAAGAAAACUCAGACCUGUGGCACAACACCUGUGACGCCCGCGUUCGGACGCAAUUCAGACCAUGUUACAAGUGUUGAACAUGAUAAGCACACGUUCCAAUAGAUAACCUCUUGAGCGACUGAGCGUUCUCUUUGUGGGAAUGCACUCGUAGUUGAGCCAGCUCAAACCUUUGGCCGCGUGCCAAUGCCGCUUGUUUAUUCGUGCAUCUCGCUGCUCCAUGGUGUCACGUUAGCGGAGUAUGCGGCGUUUGCCGGGAAUUUCGGCGCGGUAGCCAAGGAGUACCUUGCCCGGACGACUGGGGAGGGCAAACUCUCCUAUGCCGUGGACGGGCACACCUUCACGGUCCUGUGCCGCGGAGGCUUCGUGUUUUUAGUGGCGGCGGAUGAGGCGACGGGGAAAACAAUCCCCUCCGCCUUCGUCGACAAGGUGGCGGAUGAGUUUACGUCCAAGUAUGCGGACAAGGCGGCCGGCCUGGCGGGCAAGGAGGGGGGCCUCCAGUCAUCUUUUGGCAAGCAGCUCAAGUCUACGAUGGAGCACGCGACGCAGUACCCGGAGGAGUACUCCAAGGUGGCGUCCGUGCAGAAGAAGGUGGAUGAGGUGAAGGGCAUCAUGACGGAAAACAUUGACAAGGUGCUGGCGCGCGGCGAGAAGCUGGAGCUGCUGACCGACAAGACCGAGAACCUCAUGUUUGAAUCGGACCGCUUUGUGCGGACAGGGCGAGCGCUCCGCCGCAGGAUGUGGAUGCAGAACUGCAAGAUGAAGAUCGUGGUGGCUCUGGCGGUCAUCCUGCUGGCGGUGGUCAUCUUCCUGCUGGUCUGUUUCUCGGGCGGCAACUGCCUCAAGUAAACAUGGGGAUCUGAGGCAUCAACCGGUGACGGGAUUCCUUUCGCUACAGAGAGCUUUAUUCUUGGUUAUAAGUAACUUGCGCCGGUUGCACUGGUGGUGGGUUUUGCGCCGAAGAGGGAGCGUGGCGCUGAGUUGUUGAAUGACGUUGGGGCUUGUGUGCGCGGCCUGCGUCAGCAGGCAAAGCUACUGCGUAUUUCGGCUGGCGUGCGUCAUUCCUUACGCUCCAUCAGGUAGCUGCAGCAGGUGCUGCACAAUGAAGAUGGCAGGGCCCGUUCACACCAGCUGGAAUAGCAUUUGCUGAGCACGUGGCUGGACAUUGGCGGCCUGGAUUCGGUCAGCUUUCCUCAGGGGUGGCGUCAUGGGUCAUACAUCUUUGACUCGUUGCAACCUGCUAUCAAAGAUAGCUCCACGGCUGCUACCUGCUGCUACCUGAGCCACCUUUGCAAAGCGCGCGUCUGGGGGCCGACGGCGUGCAGCAAGACGGAAGUUGAUGGCAUGUGUGCGAGUUUUGCACUUGCCGUGUGAGGAGGUGCCAGGAUUCGUGAGAGACUGCCCCGGUGUGCAGCAUGGGUGUGGUGUGGCCAUGCGGGCCAAGGGGCGAUGUGGGCGUGAUGUGAUUGGUUUGCCGGACAAGGGGGUGUCAGCUUUGUCGUGCUUUGUACAGGUGGAAACAGGGCUGAGCCCCCCACGAGCGUCACCCGAACCUUAUGCCUGACAAGUUAUUAUCUCCGUGUAAUAAACACCUUAG